Messenger RNA from Hordeum vulgare subsp. vulgare (domesticated barley), 3438 nucleotides. Its product is annotated as kinesin-like protein KIN-14C. NCBI's taxonomy places the organism in Eukaryota, Viridiplantae, Streptophyta, Magnoliopsida, Poales, Poaceae. The coding region runs from base 267 to 3191 and encodes 974 amino acids. Gene Ontology annotation, molecular function: ATP binding; microtubule motor activity; microtubule binding. The record is from RefSeq and is a predicted model, not a curated record. The transcript is spliced from 22 exons. Gene Ontology annotation, biological process: microtubule-based movement.
AGCUCCACACGGAAACAAACGCCCAAGAAAAAGAACAAAAGAGAGGAUGAGCUGCUGAAAGCCAAAGCACAUUCCAGCACGAGCGCACGAGAGGGGGGAGCGGAGCGGCAAGAAAACCCAAACCAAAAGCCCCCAGAACUCCGGAUCCGCCUCCCGCAUUGCUUCGAAGCCGCCAGAUUCGGCCGAAUCCGGCGCCUGCCCCGCCGGAGGGCCCCGGAUCGACCGGCAUUCCGGCCCCGUGCACGCUCCAGCCCUGGUGGUGAGGCAUGGGGACCUUCGGUGGCCAGUUCGAGGACUUCCAUGCGGACGACCGGCGUGCGGAGGUGAUAGAUUGGCUGGGCGGGCUGCUGCCGGAGUUCGAUUUACCGCUGGAUUCUUCAGACGAGGAGCUGCGGGAGUACCUUAUCGACGGAACGGCGCUGUGCUACACUGCGGACAAGCUCAUGCCUGGUGUUCUUGAGGGUGUCUGGGGUGGCUAUGCAUCAGACCAUCGGUCAAAUGUGAAGAAGUUCCUCUCUGUUGUUGCGGAGAUGGGGCUGCCAGGAUUCAGCGUCAAGGAUCUUGAGGAGGGAUCAAUGUCGUCUAUAGUAGAGUGUCUCUUGGCUCUAAGGGAUAAUGUAUCAACAGGAUUGGGUGAAAAUAUGUCUAACUAUGCUGCUAAGACUCCAUCAAGGCCUGUGGCUCCAGUUUCCACACAAGGAAGGAGAUCUCCUGGAGAGGACAGAAGAAGGGUUCUUUGGGACGCCAAAUCCCCACAAAGAAGUCCACUUCUUUCAGGACAGAAGACUAAUGAGGUUUUCCAAUUUAAGCGUGGACAGUACACAGAUAUUCCUGCUGCUAAGAUUUCAGAGAUGAUCCAGUCAAACAGUUUAGAUAAUGCUCCUACUCAAUCACUACUUAGAGUUGUAAAUGGAAUUCUGGAUGAGAGUAUUGAGAGAAAAAGAGGAGAAAUACCACAUCGAGUUGUUUAUUUACUAAGGAACGUUGUUCAAGAGAUUGAGCACCGCAUUUCUAUUCAAGCAGAACACAUUAGAAAUCAAAAUAAUAUCAUCAAAACGCGCGAGGAUAAGUACCGUUCAAAAAUUAAAGCACUCGAGACAUUAGUAAAUGGAACGAAUGAAGAAAAUGAGAUGGCAAUAAACCGUCUUGAGCUAGUUAAGGUAGAGAAGUCAAAAAUUGACGAGAGAAGAAAACUAGGCGAACAAGACAUGGUUCGCCUGAUACGUGAAAAAGAAGAUGCAGAGAAUACAGUCAAUAACCUUCGGCAGGAAAUUCAAGUCAUGAGUAAGAUGUUCGAAGAAUACAGAGAACAGAUGGAAGCAAAAACAAACCAAAUGGAGGAACACUUGACUCUAAGAGCUAAGGAGGCGGAGUUUCUUCUUAUGCAAUCGAAAAAGAGAAUUGAAGAAGUUGAAACUGCUUCUGAACUGCAAUCGCAACUUUGGAGUAAGAAGGCAAAUACUUUUCGAAGUUUUAUGGAUAAUCAAAAACUGUCUAUUAAGGAUAUAAGGAUAUCAUCUCAGUCAAUUAAGCAGGAAAUGUUUGCCCUUCAAAUGAAAUGGAGGGAUGAAAUAUCUAACAUCGGACUUGACCUAAAAGGUUUGGUAGAUGCUGCUGAAAAUUACCAUGGAGUUCUUGCUGAAAAUCAGAAAUUAUUUAAUGAAGUGCAAGAACUAAAAGGUAAUAUAAGAGUAUAUUGUCGUGUCAGACCAUUUCUUCCCGGUCAAGACGGAAAAUCAACCGCAGUUGAUUAUAUUGGUGAGAAUGGUGAAAUUCUCAUUUCAAAUCCCUCCAAGCAAGGAAAGGAUGGUUAUCGGAUGUUCAAGUUUAACAAGGUCUUUAAUACACAUGUUUCUCAAGCUGAAGUUUUCUCCGAUAUCCAGCCUUUGAUUAGAUCUGUUCUUGAUGGAUUCAAUGUGUGCAUUUUUGCAUACGGCCAAACUGGAUCUGGCAAGACAUACACAAUGAGCGGCCCCGGCACAUCGAAAGAAGAUUGGGGUGUUAACUAUCGAGCUUUAAAUGACUUGUUUGAUAUCUCGCUAAAAAGGAGAAACACUUUCUCAUAUGAGGUGGAAGUGCAAAUGGUUGAGAUAUACAAUGAACAAGUCCGGGAUCUUCUAUCAAAUGAUAUUGCACAAAAGAGACUCGGGAUUUGGAGUACUUCUCAACCUAAUGGACUUGUCGUACCUGAUGCAAGUUUAAUCCCUGUCAAAUCAACAUCAGAUGUAUUAGACUUAAUGGAAAUUGGACAAGCAAAUAGAGCAGUUGGAUCAACAGCUCUGAAUGAAAGGAGUAGUAGGUCCCACAGCAUUUUAACCGUGCAUGUGAGAGGGCUGGACGUGAAGAAUGGAUCUACUUCUCGAGGAUGUCUACAUCUGAUUGAUCUUGCUGGGAGUGAGAGAGUUGAGCGAUCUGAAGCAACCGGAGAUAGAUUAAAGGAAGCACAACAUAUUAAUAAAUCUCUUUCUGCUCUUGGAGAUGUCAUCUUUGCUUUGGCCCAGAAGAAUGCUCAUGUGCCCUACAGAAACAGCAAAUUGACUCAAGUUCUUCAGAGCUCUUUAGGUGGGCAAGCAAAGACGCUAAUGUUUGUUCAAGUAAACCCCGAUGUGGAAUCAUGUUCAGAAACCAUAAGUACUUUGAAAUUUGCUGAAAGAGUUUCUGGGGUCGAGUUAGGUGCUGCAAGGAGCAACAAAGAGGGCAAGGAUAUAAAAGAUCUGCUAGAACAGGUUGCGUCUUUGAAAGACACAAUAUCACGUAAGGAUAUGGAAAUUGAACAGCUCCAAGUCCUUAAAUGCAAUGUCAAAUCUCCCAGCUCAUUAACGGAUAAAAGCGGCAGUAGCUUGGUAAAACAGUCCUCUACGGCAAGCCAACAGAACCAACUAAUAUCAGGGUCCAUUGGAUCAGGUGAACCCGAAUACGAAGAUAAUGCAUCCGACGAUGGUUGCUCGGUAGGCGAAACUGAGUAUUCUAUCGGCAGCGCUUCAGAACCAGCAGCAGAUCGAACGCAGAAGGGUCCAUCAAGACUGACCAGGUUUUUCCUGACGAAGAACGGGCAGCCAGCUGCUUCCAGGCCGAAACCGAAGGAACCUGUUCCAAAGACGACGCCCAUAGGUCGCCGGAGCUCGAUAGCCAGCCAGGCCCCGACCGGAGCAUCUUCGAUCAAGCCCCCGAAGAAGCGGGUGGUCCCGUAAAGGACGACGAGGGGCUGCUGCGUUGGUGUCUUGCAUCUGUAACGAGGCUUGGAUAGUUUUUGUCUUGUAAACCUGUAACGAGACACGACACAAGACGCGGGUUAGGAUGUAUGUACCGUAUGUGUCGAUUUCAACUGGGCAGGCAGCCAUGUACCUGUAACACGACCCCGGAUGAUUUGGAUCAAUGAUGGUGAGCAAGGUACGCUUGCUGGCCGCUGUGACCAGAUAUGAUGAGUGUCUGGGUUUA